GUCAGCAGGAGGAAACCACGCACUACAUGCUGGGAGCGGCGCGACGGAGGGCCGCGUUGUAUGCUGGGAUUUGUAGUCUCGCCCUUAGCCAGAACUCUCGGACCACUUAAGUUCGGCUACAUUCAACCACGUCCUUACACCGAUAACGUACACUCAUUGGUUGUCUAGCACAGAAUAACGAGGCUCUGCACGGCGAGUCUACCUAACAACACUCUUCAGAGCAAACCCCAUUUCGGCGAUGGCCACCCGGAAGGCGCGUUGGCUGCGGCUACGCGUACGGUGCGGCUGCGCGUGCGCGACGCAUGCGCCUCUACGCGCGCCCGCCGUUCCCGCGAGGCCCCCUAGAGCCGGGCGGCGCAGGCGCAGUGUCCCCGGGCCAAGAUGGCUGCGCGGUGCUCCACACGCUGGUUGCUGGUGGUUGUGGGGACCCCGCGGCUGCCGGCUAUAUCGGGUAGAGGGGCCCGGCCGCCCAGGGAGGGCGUGGUGGGGGCAUGGCUGAGCCGCAAGCUGAGCGUCCCCGCCUUUGCGUCUUCCCUGACCUCUCGCGGCCCCCGAGCGCUGCUGACAUUGAGACCUGGUGUCAGCCUCACAGGAACAAAACAUUACCCUUUCAUUUGUACUGCCUCCUUCCACACGAGUGCCCCUUUGGCCAAAGAAGAUUAUUACCAGAUAUUAGGAGUGCCUCGAAAUGCCAGCCAGAAAGAGAUCAAGAAAGCCUAUUAUCAGCUUGCCAAGAAGUAUCACCCUGACACAAAUAAGGAUGAUCCCAAAGCCAAGGAGAAGUUCUCCCAGCUGGCAGAAGCCUAUGAGGUUUUGAGUGAUGAGGUGAAGAGGAAGCAGUACGAUGCCUACGGCUCUGCAGGCUUCGAUCCUGGGGCCAGCGGCUCCCAGCAUAGCUACUGGAAGGGAGGCCCCACUGUGGACCCCGAGGAGCUGUUCAGGAAGAUCUUUGGCGAGUUCUCAUCCUCUUCAUUUGGAGAUUUCCAGACCGUGUUUGAUCAGCCUCAGGAAUACUUCAUGGAGUUGACAUUCAAUCAAGCUGCAAAGGGGGUCAACAAGGAGUUCACCGUAAACAUCAUGGACACGUGUGAGCGCUGCAACGGCAAGGGGAACGAGCCCGGCACCAAGGUGCAGCAUUGCCACUACUGUGGUGGCUCCGGCAUGGAAACCAUCAACACAGGCCCUUUUGUGAUGCGUUCCACGUGUAGGAGAUGUGGUGGCCGCGGCUCCAUCAUCAUAUCGCCCUGUGUGGUCUGCAGGGGAGCAGGACAAGCCAAGCAGAAAAAGCGAGUGAUGAUCCCUGUGCCUGCAGGAGUCGAGGAUGGCCAGACCGUGAGGAUGCCUGUGGGAAAAAGGGAAAUUUUCAUUACGUUCAGGGUGCAGAAAAGCCCUGUGUUCCGGAGGGACGGCGCAGACAUCCACUCCGACCUCUUUAUUUCUAUAGCUCAGGCUCUUCUUGGGGGAACAGCCAGAGCCCAGGGCCUGUACGAGACGAUCAACGUGACGAUCCCCCCUGGGACUCAGACAGACCAGAAGAUUCGGAUGGGUGGGAAAGGCAUCCCCCGGAUUAACAGCUACGGCUACGGAGACCACUACAUCCACAUCAAGAUACGAGUUCCAAAGAGGCUAACGAGCCGGCAGCAGAGCCUGAUCCUGAGCUACGCCGAGGACGAGACAGAUGUGGAGGGGACGGUGAACGGCGUCACCCUCACCAGCUCUGGAAAAAGAUCCACUGGAAACUAGGCCGGGAAGCAGCAGCCCCUCCAAGGGCCAGGGCACCUGGGAGACGGGAGGAUUCCAGAACAGCAGCACUGAGCUCCCACCCGCAGAGCCUCUGGACGGCCUUGGCAACAGCAAAAUCAUGGGACAACACCUCUCUCCACGGAAAGGUCACAGUGGACAGCCCGGGCAGUAGGAUGCAGCCCCAGAGGCUGGUGGCAGUUUCCUGUCCAUUGGUAGGUGACGGCCCCUGGCUCAGGCAGAGGGAGAUGGUUAGACUCUUGCAGGGCUAAAACUCUAAUUUGGAAUUGAAUAUUGUGGAUAUCUUAGUUAAAGGCCAUGCUUACAGCUUAGAAAUGAAGCCUUAAGCUGCAUCAAGUUACGAAGUGAUUAAUUUCCUUCUCAGCAAACCUCUGGGAGGUUCCAGAAUGAGUUCUUCCUGACAGGUUGUCUUCACUGGGAGCGUGGGGCCCCCAGGCUCCACCAGCACCGUCCUCCCCUAAUGGGGGGCCCUGCCGAGGCAUCAGCUGCUCUGCUCAGUUAGUUUUUAUUCCCGGGGUACCAAGCAGCUGCACAGUCGGUGCCUGGGAGGCACGUAGAGGCCCAGAGAGUCCCUGAGGGUUCUGCUCUGACCGUGUGGGUGGUGAUCCUUGUCAGGAUGUACAGUCCUUGCUCCCACCCCAUCCAGGAUGGCCGCCUGUCCCUGACUGUUGAGUCCUGUUGUUGUAAGCCAGGCAUGGAGGGCUCCUGCCCUUCUGCUGAGCCACAGCCCACUGCAGCACUGUGCUGGCCAGACUUCAGCUGCCUUGGGAACUGAAGCCCUGCCACUGUUGCUAGUCAGGGGCUUGGUUCUCCCACUUACACUGUUGACAUCUAUUUUCUGAAGUGUGUUUAAAUUAUUCAGUGCUAAUCAUUGUUUUUUCCUUUGUAAAUGUUGAUUCAGAAAAGGAAAGCACAGGCUAAGCAGUUGAAGGUUCCCCACCAUUCAGUGAGAGCAGAACCCCCAUUCCCCAGCCUCUGCUGGUAGCAUGUCGCAGUUUCCAUGUGUUUCAGGAUCCUCGGGCUGUCGUUAGACAGGUUAAUGAAGAACACUUCUCAACAGUUUCCUUUUUGUUUUCCUUUAUAAUUCACUAAAAUAAAGCAUCUAUUAGUGUCUGAUUUAGGAAUGUAAAAUGAUUCUGUAUUAAUGUAAAUAAGAUUAUCUAUUGCAAAAAGAUAUUUCAAACCUAAA
Pan troglodytes (chimpanzee) is the source of this 2950-nucleotide messenger RNA. RefSeq names its product DnaJ heat shock protein family (Hsp40) member A3 (gene DNAJA3). Gene Ontology annotation, biological process: response to heat; mitochondrion organization; negative regulation of apoptotic process. The transcript is spliced from 11 exons. Gene Ontology annotation, cellular component: mitochondrion. The record is from RefSeq and is a predicted model, not a curated record. Bases 382 to 1743 code for a protein of 453 amino acids. Lineage: Eukaryota; Metazoa; Chordata; Mammalia; Primates; Hominidae. Gene Ontology annotation, molecular function: protein kinase binding; ATP binding; heat shock protein binding.